CAGUGUGACCACAACUUCCUGUUCGUUUCAUUUCAAUCGUCACCAAAGAAACUAUCGUAACGUCAGUGCAAAUAUGAAUUCACAGCAAUCGUCUGAAGAUAUCUGGGAACAAAAUAAAUCAACUAGCCUAAUUUCGACACCAGAAGGGAAUGAUCUAGAAAGAGCACAGUUGAAAAGAACUCCUUUAUCAAAGUUGAAGAAAGUAAACUCCAACUUCAAAUCACCGGGUCAAAUAAACAAGCCUUCUAAAGUGUGUCCUGAAGAAGAGGUGGCGGAGCUGGAGAGGAGGAGAAUGCAGCUGGAUGCUGAGAUUGCACAGCUGGAGUUCCAGGGAUACAAAGUGGAAGAGCUGGACUGUCAUAUUGAUAUGCUUCAUGAAUACAAUGACAUCAAGGACAUUGGUCAGUCUCUCCUGGGCAGAAUAGCUGCUCUACGCGGGACCACCACACGAGACCUCUACAGCCACUUUGGUCUGGAACUGGAGGACUGACAGUAAAAAUAACUCUUGAAAAUGUUUGAACGGUUACUUCUCUGCCAUGUUUAUUAUUUGAG
Messenger RNA from Hippocampus zosterae (dwarf seahorse), 552 nucleotides. It is a transcript of the gene swi5, whose product is annotated as SWI5 homologous recombination repair protein. NCBI's taxonomy places the organism in Eukaryota, Metazoa, Chordata, Actinopteri, Syngnathiformes, Syngnathidae. Gene Ontology annotation, cellular component: Swi5-Sfr1 complex; Swi5-Swi2 complex. Bases 74 to 490 code for a protein of 138 amino acids. The record is from RefSeq and is a predicted model, not a curated record. The transcript is spliced from 5 exons. Gene Ontology annotation, biological process: double-strand break repair via homologous recombination.